Messenger RNA from Gigantopelta aegis, 2021 nucleotides. Its product is annotated as gastrula zinc finger protein xLCGF3.1-like. Gene Ontology annotation, molecular function: RNA polymerase II cis-regulatory region sequence-specific DNA binding; DNA-binding transcription factor activity. The transcript has 2 exons. Bases 266 to 1321 code for a protein of 351 amino acids. The record is from RefSeq and is a predicted model, not a curated record. NCBI's taxonomy places the organism in Eukaryota, Metazoa, Mollusca, Gastropoda, Neomphalida, Peltospiridae. Gene Ontology annotation, biological process: regulation of transcription by RNA polymerase II.
CUUUGUUGUAAGCUAUUCAUACCGUGGGACAUUUGUAGAAAUUAUGGUAUAUUUUGUGUAAUUUCUCUCCGAUUUUCGGCUAUAAACAAAGAUCUGAGCACCACAAUUUAGAGACUUUGAAUGUUUGCUGUUUUCCGUAUACAUCUGGAGAUGAGUGAGACAUUUGAGAGCAGCUUGUGAGGAAACUUUGCCAUCUGAUCCAGACUGUUAAACACAAAGACGUGUGUGACGACCGUGAACUUAAGCCAUCCAUCUGAUAAGCACCAUGUCGUCCAGCGGUGUUAAACGUGUCAAAUGUGAAGUCUGCUCAAAGUGUUGUAGAGAUAAAUAUAAAUUACAAAGACACAUGCACGUGCAUACAGGAGAGAGACCGUUCAAAUGCGGAAUGUGUUUGAAGGAUUUCUCUUCUAAAAGUAACAUAAUACAACACAUGACAAUCCACACUCGUGAAAAGCAGUCCGAAUGUCGUGAGUGCAAUAAAACAUUCAAAAAGAACUAUAACUUGAAAGAUCAUAUUUUGCGUUUUCACUCUGGCAAAAAACCUUUCCAGUGUGCAGUGUGCACAAAAUGGUAUAUAAAAGCGUGGGACUUGAAAAACCACAUGCUAACUCACACUGGUGAGAAACCUUUCAAAUGCGAUAUAUGCACAAAAUGUUUUCCACAUAGUUCCACUUUGAAAAUUCACAAAAUGGUUCAUACCGGUGAGAAACCUUUUAAAUGUGAGAUGUGCACAAAAUGCUUCACAACAACUACACGCUUAAAACGUCAUAUAUUGAUUCAUACCGGUGAGAAACCUUUCAAAUGUGACACGUGCAAAAAAUGUUUUACACUUGGUUCCAAUUUGAAGAAGCAUAAAAUACGUCAUGCUGGUGAGAAACCGUUCAAGUGUGAUGUUUGCAAGACAUAUUUUACAGCUAGAGCAAGCUUAAAACGUCAUAUGUUUACUCACACUGGCGAGAAACCUUUCAAAUGUGAUAUGUGCACGAAACAUUUCACAGCUAGAGAAAGUUUAAAACGUCACAAAAUGCUUCAUACUGGUGAGAAACCUUUCAAAUGUGAUAGGUGCACAAAAUGUUUUACAGCUAUAGGAGGUUUAAAAUAUCAUAUGUAUAUUCAUACUGGUGAGAGGCCCUUCAAAUGUGAUAUGUGCACAAAAUGUUUUACACUCCGAUCCAGUUUGAAAAAGCAUAAAAUCCUUCAUACUGAUGAGAGGCCUUUCAAAUGUGAUGUGUGCACAAAAUGUUAUAGACAAAGUUCCAGUUUGAGGAAGCAUGAACGCAUUCAUACUGACGAGAAGCCCUUCAAUUUAAAUCAAAUGUGAUUUGUGCUCAAACUAGUCUACAGCCAGUACAACCUUAAAACAUCAUAGGCCUAAUUCGCCAAACUCGCAACUUUGCGAUCUCGCAGUGCAAUGUUAAAAGACUUGCAAAGAGGAUGUUUUGUUGAUUGAUUGAGUGAUUGAUUGCAAAUAUAUUUUAUUGUACAAAGAAUAAAAGAAUUGGGCACAAGUUUGACAACUUACAAGGCCGUCUUCUAUAUUCAUACAAUAUACUUGGCGACCUGGGCUGUUUUGUUGUCUAGCAGAGCCUAAGAGAGCUUUGUGAAUUAGGCCCAGAUGUUGAUUUAUACCGGAGGGAAACGAUUCAAGUGUGAUAUGUGCAAAUAAAAAGAGUUUUACACGGAAUUACAAUUUGAAAAAAAAAAGAAGCCCAACAAAAGACGAAAUGUUUUAUAUGAUAAUGGUGAAAAAACAAACAGAAUAGUUCUCUUUUAUUAUGCAUCUAUUUCAAGUGACAGUCGUAUUUUUAAAACGGACCAUUCCUCACUGUCUGCUUUUCGCGACAGUCGUAUUUUUAAAACGGAUCAUUCCUCACUGUGUGCUUCUCGCGACAGUCGUAUUUUUAAAACGGACCAUUCGUCACUGUGUGCUUUUCGCGACAGUCGUAUUUUUAAAACGGACCAUUCCUCACUGUGUGCUUUUCGCGACAGUCGUAUUUCAAUAAAGAUCAUUCCUCACUGUU